Molecule: messenger RNA, 451 nt
Organism: Dentiscutata heterogama
Lineage: Eukaryota; Fungi; Glomeromycota; Glomeromycetes; Diversisporales; Gigasporaceae
Source: the annotation of a GenBank genome assembly
UUGCUAGAUUGGAGACAGAAAAGCAAAGUUUGGAGCUUCAAAUUAAAGAACUGAAUUUAAAAAACGAGAAGCUGAAAAAUGAUAUAAAGUUCUAUCAGGGUCGGGAGCAAGAAGCUUCCACAAAAUCUGAACGCAUCGAAGCAGAGUCUAGACAAUACAUUCAAAAUUCUGUUCGUGAAACUACAAGGCUCCAAAACGAAAUUAACAAACUGACUCAAAACUUACAAGAUCUCAGAAGCAUUAGCCAAUCAAAAGAAAGUGAAUCAAAUCGGACGAUUAAUUCAUUACAAUCGGAAUUAACUAGGCUAAAUCACCAUAUCAAAAGUCUUAAUGAAGAGAUUCGGCAACAAAAUGAAAUUUCUACGUCAAGACAAACGAUUUUAUCACAAGUUCAAGAACAAUUACUUGACACUGAACAGAAGUUACAAGAGUUCAAUCAACUUUCUUCCCA